UUUAUAAGUAUUUUAGGCAAUUUAUUUAAAAUUAAAUUUAAGCAUAAAAAGAAAAUGAAGAACCAAUACAAAAUAGGAUUAUUAUCUAUAGGUGGAGCUGCAAUAGCUGCAGGUGUAUACUUAUAUUUUUUUAGAAGGAAUUUGAGUGUCCAACAAAGAUAUUACAAGAUGCUUCACUCUUUUAAAUACGAUGUUUUUAGUUGCGAUCAAUUUUAAUUGAGCAAUAUGAAUCUCAGAUUUGACUAAAUGCUUAAUUUUGCUACCCAUGAUGAAAAGGAUCCUGAUAUGAUUUUCUCAGAAAAACUUUAAUACAAAGAUAUUGAAAGUUUAAAAUAGUCAGGGGCCUGCGGUAAAGGGUUUGGUAAUGGAGCAAUUUAUUAUGAAUGCUUGGAUUGUUCUCCAAUUAGAUAAGAACUUAAAAAUACUCAUAAAGUGGCUGAAAAAGAUCAAAUUUAUCUCGUUUUAUGUGAAGAUUGCUUUUUUAUGAAGCAUAAAAACCAUCAAUUUGUAAAAUAUGAUUCAGGAGUGAGCUGCGAUUUUAAGUGCCAUUGUGGGCAAUCUAGCUUUAUGGAUAAAGAACAUUUUUGUUCUGAUCAUUAAGGAUAUGAGAAAUUAAAAGAUAUCUUUGAGGAAGAAUAGAAGUAAAAUUAAGGGCUAUGGAAUGGAGUGGAGAAAUUUUUCUUAGAUGUUUUCCAUCUUCUGUUUGAGAGUAUGUGUGAAUUGCAUUUGAGAAAAAGCCAAAAGAAAAUUAAGUAAGAAUAAUUAACUACUCAAACUGAAAGGAUUAAUUUAAUAGUUGAGUUGAUUUUUAAAAAAAUCAAUGAAAUAAUAGAGUUAAAUCCUCCUUCAAUUCACUUUAUGCCUAGUAUUUUACUAAAGCAUCUAGCAAAGCCAAUCGGUUUAGAAUUAGUUAAAGAAAAGCAACACGACUCAACUGAUUAUAAGUGGGUAAGGAAAAUAAAUAAAGACAAGAAAAUAAAUAAUGAAUUGAGUAUAUUAGAUUACAUUUUUCUUUUGUAUGAAUUUAUUGAUAAUUAAAAUGACUAGUUGAUCAAUGAUACAUUUCGUGCUCUUAUUAAAGUUGAUGAGAUUUUUAGCUAAAGGUUUUGUGAGAUUUUCAUAAAGACUUUUAGAUAUUCAUUGAGAGAAUAAAAUGCAAAUGUUGAGAAUUAUGGUAUAGUCAAUGAAGGAUAUUUACCAUCCUGUUCAUUUAUACUAGUAGAGUUUAUUUGUCUCAAUAAUGUCUUUAACCAUUUAAUUGAUAGUUUAGGUGUAGGAAUCUUUGAACCACUUAAUUUCUUAAUAGAGUGGGUAGAAAAAAAGUAAAGAAGUAUCGCGGAAUUGGACUAUGUUUAAUAUAUCCUCUUAAAUAUCGCCUUUGAAAUGUUUAGAUUCGUUAAUUAGCUUAAAGUAUUACUCUAAAAGUAUCCAAAUGAGCUUAUAAGUAAACUCCAUCUUCUGAGUUUUGUUCUAUUCAAAGUAAACUCUUUUGAAACUACAAGUGAGAAUCCAGAGGAGUAUAUACCUUUAUUUGUUUGUACUCUUUUACAGUUUAGAUAACUUGAAAAGCAUGUUCUAUAUUGUUAUAUUAACAUUUGUGAAGGAUUGUUGCUUAUUAAUGAUGAAAAGCUUACAAAUAACAUUUUCCCAAUUUUAAUUUAAGAAUUUAAGUAGACUGUAAUCAAAGCAAGGUAAUUUUUAGAUUAAAAAACAUAAGAAAACAAAUAAUUCUGCACAUCUUCAAUCACACUUAUAAGUCAUUUACCUCUCCUAGUUGCUCUAUCAGAGAGGAAACUAUUUUCUAAAGAAGUAAUUUCAAGCUUCUUUAAAAAACACUUUGAAUUUGAUAACGAAUCAAGCAAACAAAAGUUCUUUUAAAGUCUUCAUAUGAUAUCUAGAAGUUUCUAAACAUUUAAUUAAGAUAUCAAUUUAUAUUAACUAAUUUUUUUAUACCAUUAAUUUAUCUAAAAUUAAUAACAAGCGAACUUUUAUAAAGAACUUUCAAGAGCUAAUGAAGAUUUUCUGUUUUCUUGUAAAUACAGAAUUUAUGACUUUCUAAAUCUAACAUAUUCCAUCAUCUUGUUAGAAGAUGAAUAGGAUUACAAAAAAAAUGGCAAACACAUAUUAAGUUAAUAUGUGCAAGGGUAUUUGUCUUAAUUAAGAUAAUAAAUGCAAGGAUAGGAGAUUAAUCCAAUAAAAUAGUUAAAUUUAAACUCUAAUUCAACUAUAUUGUUUUAAUAAAUAGCUGAUUCCAUACCUUUCUUUAACGUUUUCGCAAAUUCUUACCAGCUAUACUUCCCAGAACUAGUUGCUUCUGAAAAAAACGAAGGAAAGGCCCUCAUUCAAAAAAAUAUAGAAGAAUUUAUAAUUACCAAUAUUAAUUUACAAAAAGAUAGCAAAAUGUAUAUUAAAGAUGUUUUACAACUAUGUUCAGAGUAAAUCUACUAAACGAAUAUUGUUGAAAAAUAUAUUUAAGGCGUUUGUCAAAAAACUAAAAACCAAGAUGAAAGUUAAGAAAUCAUUCUUUUAGAUGAAUUUAAACAAAAAUUUUAUACUAGACAUAUUUUAAGAUAUAAUUCAUUCGAUAUACUAGAAAAACUAAUAGCUGUAACUAGUAAGUUUUCUGAUUCUAAAGAGGAAUAUACUUGUUUAGGGAGUGAUUUUAAUUUGAAAAAUCUAUUCCCUUACUAAAGAGAUUUAUGUAAAAAGAUCUUUUUAGAUGAAAGCUAUGUUGAAAAGCUAGUUAAAUUGAACUGUAUCUAAAAUAUAAAAAUAAUUUAUAUGAAAAGUAUAAUUUAUCAAAUUUUUAUUGUUUUUAAGGUAAUAAAAAGCAAAGAUUAAGUAGAACUAUUUACUGAGCAAGAGCAAUCUCAAAUCUAAAAAAUAACUGAAAUUUUAAAAACAAAACAACUAUUAGACUUUUAUUCCUCUGUGAAUAGCAAAUUUGAAGGAAGAGAAAAAUUAUUGUUCUCAGAAUUAAUUCUUAUAAAUAACUUGAUACAUACAUAUCUUUAAGAAUUGCAUUCUAAUUGA
Tetrahymena thermophila SB210 is the source of this 3033-nucleotide messenger RNA. Its product is annotated as N-recognin zinc finger protein. The record is from RefSeq and is a predicted model, not a curated record. The annotation marks the transcript as partial. The transcript has a single exon. Gene Ontology annotation, molecular function: zinc ion binding. Lineage: Eukaryota; Ciliophora; Oligohymenophorea; Hymenostomatida; Tetrahymenidae.